AUGGAUGACGGAUUAAAUGUAACAUAUAUAACUCUUCGUGGAUAUGAGGAAAUGGGCAAAUACAGGUAUUUUUAUUUUUUUAUAAUGUUUACAGUAUAUAUUAUGAUAAUCUUCUUUAAUGUCACUGUUGUGUGCCUUAUUUGGAUACACAAGAACCUUCAUGAGCCGAUGUACAUUUUCAUUGCAGCUCUGCUGCUGAACUCUGUUGUAUUCAGUACUGCUAUGUACCCAGGGUUGUUAAUUGACUUUUUAUCUGAAAAACAGAUCAUAUCAUAUUCAGCCUGUCUCUUUCAGUUUUUUCUAUACUACUCCUUAAGUGGUUCAGAAUUCUUACUGUUGGCAGCCAUGGCCUAUGACAGAUAUGUGUCUAUAUGUAAACCUCUGCAAUAUCCAACUAUCAUGAGAAGAGCCAGAGUGAGUAUUAUGCUGGGUUUAGCUUGGCUUGUGCCUGCUUGUCAGAUCACAGUCUCAGUAAUACUGAGUGCUAAAACAAAACUCUGUAAUUUAUCUUUAAAUGCAAUUUUUUGUAACAAUUCUAUUUACAGUCUCCACUGUGUAACUUCCAGAACACUCUCUUUAUUUGGUAUGUUUGCUCUGGUAAACAUUGCUCUUUUCCCUUUUCUCUUCAUACUUUUUACAUACACCAGAAUACUUGUGAUAUCCUGUCAAAGUUGUAAAGAAGUCAGGAAAAAAGCUGCACAGACCUGUUUACCACACGUGAUAGUUUUAGUUAGCUUUUCCUGUUUGUGUGCAUAUGAUGUCAUGAUAGUUCGACUGGGAUCUGAUUUUCCAAAAACUGUACGUUUAUAA
Micropterus salmoides (largemouth bass) is the source of this 810-nucleotide messenger RNA. RefSeq names its product olfactory receptor 4D6-like. Gene Ontology annotation, molecular function: G protein-coupled receptor activity; olfactory receptor activity. Gene Ontology annotation, biological process: G protein-coupled receptor signaling pathway. Gene Ontology annotation, cellular component: membrane. The transcript has a single exon. Bases 1 to 810 code for a protein of 269 amino acids. The record is from RefSeq and is a predicted model, not a curated record. NCBI's taxonomy places the organism in Eukaryota, Metazoa, Chordata, Actinopteri, Centrarchiformes, Centrarchidae.